Leucoraja erinaceus (little skate) is the source of this 2620-nucleotide messenger RNA. RefSeq names its product L-threonine dehydrogenase (gene tdh). Bases 134 to 1255 code for a protein of 373 amino acids. Gene Ontology annotation, biological process: L-threonine catabolic process. Gene Ontology annotation, molecular function: L-threonine 3-dehydrogenase activity. Lineage: Eukaryota; Metazoa; Chordata; Chondrichthyes; Rajiformes; Rajidae. The transcript is spliced from 9 exons. The record is from RefSeq and is a predicted model, not a curated record.
CGACGAGGCGUUGCCAACGGUAACCAAUGAUAGUGCGGGGCAGGUGCUGGGUGCGGCAGGAUAAAAGCCUCGCGAGGGCGGCUGAUGCAAUCUGAAUCGCAGCGCGUGCACGACGGUUGGGCAGGUGUGGAUAAUGCCAUUUUUUAGGAAUUUGACCAAGAUUGCCAAACAGGCUCUGUUGAACAAUGGUUGUAGUUGCCAUUUUCCUGCCGUGACUUUCAGGCUUAUGAGCUGGAGCCCCAGACAACUAAAUGCAGAUGCUAGCUUUCACUCAGCAUCUUUUGCUGAAUCUGAUCACCCACGCGUUCUUAUCACUGGUGGAUUAGGCCAGCUUGGCAUAGGGCUUGCUAAAUUGUUAAGGAAACAUUUUGGUAAGAACAAUGUAAUACUCUCUGACAUCAGAAAACCCACAGAUGAUGUGUUUCACAGUGGGCCAUUUAUAUAUUCUGAUAUUUUGGACUACAAAAAUCUGCGUGAAAUAGUUGUCAAUAAUCGUAUUACAUGGCUGAUUCACUACAGUGCCUUGCUGAGUGCUGUAGGAGAAGCAAAUGUACCUUUGGCACGCAGUGUCAAUAUAACAGGUCUGCACAAUGUCUUGGAUAUUGCAGCUGAACAUAACCUUCGCUUGUUUGUUCCGAGCACAAUUGGUGCAUUUGGACCAACUUCUCCCAGAAAUCCAACUCCUGAUCUCUGUGUACAACGACCUAGGACUAUCUAUGGGGUCUCUAAGGUUCAUGCAGAGUUAAUGGGUGAGUACUACCACCACAAGUAUGGCAUGGACUUCAGAUGUCUGAGGUACCCAGGCAUAAUUUCGGCAGACACCCAGCCCGGUGGGGGUACAACAGACUAUGCAGUUCAAAUUUUCCACGAUGCUGUAAAAACAGGGAAAUUUGAAUGUUAUUUGAGGCCUGACACAAAGCUCCCCAUGAUGUACAUUGAUGACUGUCUGCGUGCAACGCUGGAAAUCUUGGAAGCACCAACAGAGCAGCUUAAAAUGAGAACCUAUAAUAUAAGUGCUAUGAGUUUUACUCCUGAAGAGCUGGUGACUGAAGUCCAAAAGCACCUGUCUGACCUUAAGGUCACUUACAAAGUUGAUAAAAUACGUCAGGAUAUUGCUGAUAGCUGGCCAAUGCAAUUUGAUGACCAUAAUGCUCGGCAAGAUUGGGGAUGGAAGCAUGAAUAUGAUCUUCCUGAGCUGGUGUUCACAAUGUUAAAUUUCUGCACAACUGCCAGACAGCUGAUGCAAGCAAAUUAGUAAAAGAGAGAAAAUGUUGAAGGACCAGAAUCUUCAAGGGGAUCCAAUAUACAUACAACUUACUGCAAUAGUUAAUUUGUAAAACCUUUUGUGUAAAUAGUCCUUUACCUGUACUUGAACUGACCUGACAACUAGAUUUGAUAUGUAUUUUGUGGGAAGAAGAUUCAAGUAAUAAUUAGUGUUAAUAAACUGGAUUAAGACUUCUUUAAAAUUCAUUAAUGCUGUUGAUUCUACUGCGGAAAUGCUGUUACCAAAACUCUUGUCAACAUUUAGGACAAAAUCUUUUAUUUCAGGCUUUGUAUCUAAGCUUUCAGAUUUAUGUUUUACUCGUGAAGUGUUGCUCAAAAAGUAUAAUUGGAAUGUUUAGUUUUACUGUCACAAAGCAGAAUCUAUGUACUUCAUGAAUUGAUCUUGAGCCAUCAAUCUUUUCAAGCAGGUACACAAAAUUGCUGGAGAAACUCAGCGGGUGCAGCAGCACCUAUGGAGCGAAGAAAAUAGGUGACGUUUCGGGUCGAAACCCUUCUUCAGACAUAGAUCCAUAGAUGCUGCUGCACCCGCUGAGUUUCUCCAGCAAUUUUGUGUACCUUCGAUCUUCCAGCAUCUGCAGUUCCUUCUUGAACAAAUCUUUUCAAGCAUGUAGGAAAGAACUGCAGAUGCUAAUUUAAAUCAAAGAGAGAUACAAAAUGUUGGAGUAACUCAGUGGGAGAGGCAGCAUCUCUGGAGAGAUGGAAUGGGUAAUGUUUCGGGUUGAGACCCUUCUUCCCGAAACAUCACCCAUUCUUUCUCUCCAGAGAUGCUGUCUGUCCCGCUGAGUUACUCCAGCAUUUUGAAUCUUUUAAAGCACUUAUGUUUAUGUUGGGUGCAGUUUAUUUAUUCAGCUGAAGAUAUUAUAAAUUGCAGUUUCCAAAAAAAGUUAAGAUUUUUAAUAUCCAAAACAAAUAUUGAUAUGCAGAUUAGUAUUUGAUUAAAAUGUGACAUUUUGUAGAAUACUUAGUCUUGACUUAAUUAUAGUAUUAUGCACUUCUGUGAUGAAUGAUCAUCAAUGUAGAAAUAUAACGGAAACUGCACACAUUUCUAAUAUAUUUUGUGUUACAGUUGUGAUUUCUUUAAUUCUACCAUUGCGUUUCAUAUCCUACUAUCUUUUGAGAAGUCUAGGCAUGAAUGUGCUUGUGUUUUGCUUCAUUCCAAAGUAGUUAUGGAUAAACAAUAGUAAAAAUGAACAUCUAAUACUCUUCUGUGAAUUCAAUUUCCUAACUUUGAAGGUCAUGCACAAGUUACAGAUUCUUCGAUUGACAGCUUCAUUGUAAAGUAAAAUCCAUGCUCCAUUUAUUACAAAAUGGUAUUUACAUUAAAUUUCCAAUAUGG